Pygocentrus nattereri (red-bellied piranha) is the source of this 2137-nucleotide messenger RNA. It is a transcript of the gene gng10, whose product is annotated as guanine nucleotide binding protein (G protein), gamma 10. NCBI's taxonomy places the organism in Eukaryota, Metazoa, Chordata, Actinopteri, Characiformes, Serrasalmidae. The transcript has 3 exons. Gene Ontology annotation, cellular component: heterotrimeric G-protein complex. Gene Ontology annotation, biological process: G protein-coupled receptor signaling pathway. The coding region runs from base 160 to 366 and encodes 68 amino acids. Gene Ontology annotation, molecular function: G-protein beta-subunit binding. The record is from RefSeq and is a predicted model, not a curated record.
CCGCUCUCAGGGUGUAGUCACGCCUCCGUAAGAGCCUGAAACUGGCGGCGCAUCGCUAAAACCCGACACCCGGCUGCUGCUUCUGACAGCUCUGUGGGAAUUUGAAGCGUGUUAAACUUCUUUCUCGGCAGCCAGGCUGCAUUCUGGACCCAAAUCACCAUGUCUUCUAACUCCAACUUGACGAGCAUGCGGAGGACCGUCGAGCAGCUGCAGCUGGAGGCCAGCGUGGAGCGGAUUAAAGUGUCUCAGGCUGCAGCUGAGCUCCAGCAGUAUUGCCUUCAGAAUGCCAGCAAAGAUGCCCUCCUGGUUGGGGUGCCAACGGGCAGUAAUCCCUUCCGAGAGCCACGCUCGUGUUCCAUCUUCUAAACACAAGGAAUCGAGGUGAUGGACUUCUGGACCUUUACCAUUAUACAAACAUGGAGUUUGAGCUUUUCCUUUUUUAUCACAACUUUCUAUUUAUUGAUAAGUUCCCAACUCACUUUGAGGAAUACGCUUCAACCGGUUUUACUAUGUUUGUGUGAUUUUAUGUGAUUUUCGAGAAACAUGUGGAAAUCUGACUCUAUCUUGUGCUCAUGUCCGGUGAUUCAGGGUUUGUCAUGAUUCUGGUCUUAAUAUAUUUUUUUCUGUGGACACUGCUGAAGGAAAACUGUGGCCAAAAACCAAAACAGUAAUAAAGGUAGUUGAUCAGCCACGACAUGUUUUGGGUCAAACGAUUGCUUCUUUAGUUUUGCACUGGAGCUGUGAGGCUAACGAGUAAUCUCUAACCACACUGUUAUCUUUUAAAAUGGACCACAUAUUGCUGAAAACAGUAGCAGCAGCCAUCAUCAUCAUUUUUUCUGAAAUUAAAUAGUAAGUUUCAAAAUGUACUGUUCAUUCUUCAGUCCAUAUAGUCGAUAUACGGAAAAUAAGCUGCAGUUCUUUUGCUUUCAUUCAUCUUACAGCAUCUUAGCUCUGCCCAUUUAUGCUGAAGUUAUAAGCAGUGUUUCAGCCUGGAUUGCUUUUUGAAUAACGCUCAACACCGAAAAAGAACAAUACAGAACAACAUUUACAUAUAUCAGCUUUACAAGCACAGUAACAAAAGCUUUAUGCAUUGAAACUUUCAUGUGGUAAGUUGUACGCAGCAUAACUUCCACGCAACUUAACAGAUAUAAAAAACAAUUUAAAACAACGUUACAUCCAACGCAUUUGACAACUUCACUAGUUGGACAGAUCAGCUCAUUUUGAUACACCAUAGCGACCUCGCUGUAAAGUCAUUUGCAGGAUAUAAUUUACAUAUUUGCAUAUUUUUCCAGCUGUAUAGAACCUUGUUUGUUGUCAUUGCUCAAAACUGACAAAACUGAGUCUUCUUUUCAACAGCCCAAUAAACCGUCUUCUAUGCGUUAAUGCGGUUAAAACAGGUGUUUGAUGUGAUCAUGUGAUACGUAGUGUUUUGUGCUGUUUCAUGAAACUUGUUUUGUUAAGACGUUUGCAACUGUUGCAGCUGAGUUUCAGGUGAGUUGCAGGCUGCUUUACAUUAUGCAACGCAAGUGCAAUUUAGUUUCAUGUACGUUUGAAGCAACCAAAGUUGCAUGAAAGUUUUUGCAUGUUAGGCCAGGCUAAAGCAUACAGAAAGGUUGGGAAAAGGUCAUGUAAAAGUAAAUCAUGACUGUUUUUAGAACAUAAAACCCCCGCACAUAUAAUGGCACCUCAAUAAAAAAAGGAAAUGUUUUAAUUUUGCCUGUACAUUGUACACAACUAAAGGAGCAAACUUCAGACAGCAAAUGCAUCUUGGCUGUGCGACUGCAUUUGUGAUAAGUGGAAAAUUGUGAGCAACUGAUAUAUUGCUGACCUAUUCCUUUAAGAUGUCAUUUCUCAGGAUGUAUUCAUUGUAACAAGAAAUUGCCAAGACACAAAACCAACAGAAUGUAAUGAAAAUUAGCUUGAAGUCCAUGAAUUGAUGAUUAAUUUCUGAGAAUGAGUGGACAUCUGUACUCCUUAGCAGUCCAGAUGAUUUUUCCAUGUGGAAGAUGGAAGAGGGGAGGCAUUUCUGCUCUGGACAAAAGCUGAUCAUACAUAAACCAAAUACCUUUACAUCAUUUAAGCUGUAGAUGCGGAAAAACAAACAUGUUAAUAAAACUGAAAAUGGUCUCAUUUCCCA